Malassezia globosa CBS 7966 is the source of this 873-nucleotide messenger RNA. RefSeq lists its product as uncharacterized. Gene Ontology annotation, cellular component: membrane. Bases 1 to 873 code for a protein of 290 amino acids. NCBI's taxonomy places the organism in Eukaryota, Fungi, Basidiomycota, Malasseziomycetes, Malasseziales, Malasseziaceae. Gene Ontology annotation, biological process: intracellular zinc ion homeostasis. The transcript has a single exon. Gene Ontology annotation, molecular function: signaling receptor activity. The record is from RefSeq and is a predicted model, not a curated record.
AUGUGGGGGGCAGUCAUUGCCAUCCUGCUGCUCUUCUUGCAGCUCGCAGAUCUGCACGAAUGGCUCCCUGGUGGCCCAUGGCCGAUUUUCUCGCUACACACUCUUCCGUCUCCUGACAUUCUCGAGCGAUACCCAGGCUUGGGACUCAGAAUUGCACAGGCCGAUGCUCAGACACAGCGUUUGGGAUACGUGCGUGCACCACCAGAUGACUUGGCCUUUCUCUCCGUGUUCUUGCUCUCUGCUAUGGCAUGUUUGGGCUGUAGUGCUACAUACCACACAGUCGCUUGCCAUUCAGAACGCACGGCCCUAAGCUACAACCGCCUCGACUACGCUGGCAUUGUCUUGCUCAUUGUCGGCAGUAACGUGCCUGCCCUGCAUUUCGGCUUCCAUUGCCACCCACAUCUGCGCACACUGUAUACGACACUGGUCACAAUUUGGGGCACCAUUGCACUGUACAUCGUGACGCAGCCAAAGUUCACUGUGCCCAAGUACAAGACGUUGCGAGCAAUGAUCUUCAUCGCGCUGGGCCUCAGUGCGGUCUUGCCGGUUGUCCAUGGCUUUCUGAUUGCGCGUGACUGGUUCUUUGUCACACACGUGUUGGGAGCGCGGUUCCUCAUGCUCAGCGGCGCCGUGUACAUUGGAGGCGCUCUGAUCUACGUGGCACACAUCCCCGAGCGCUGGUCACCUUACACGUUCGAUUACAUUGGCGCCUCCCACCAGAUCUUCCAUGUCUGUGUGUUGUUGGGAGCCUGGCUCCACUGGCUUACUGUACGCCAAGCAUACACGGUCUGGCACUCGCUCGAGACGUCAGCGGGUGAAUACAGCCGAGAGGCUGUGUGCGCUGUUGUACAUGCCGCGACGAAUCAGGCAUGA